Cutaneotrichosporon oleaginosum is the source of this 333-nucleotide messenger RNA. RefSeq lists its product as uncharacterized. Gene Ontology annotation, cellular component: mitochondrial intermembrane space. The record is from RefSeq and is a predicted model, not a curated record. Gene Ontology annotation, biological process: mitochondrial electron transport, ubiquinol to cytochrome c; mitochondrial electron transport, cytochrome c to oxygen. Gene Ontology annotation, molecular function: electron transfer activity; heme binding. NCBI's taxonomy places the organism in Eukaryota, Fungi, Basidiomycota, Tremellomycetes, Trichosporonales, Trichosporonaceae.
AUGGGCAAGGACUCGUUCGCUCCCGGUGACGUUGGCAAGGGCGCCAACCUCUUCAAGACCCGCUGCGCGCAGUGCCACACCCUCGAGGCUGGCGGCGCCCACAAGGUCGGCCCCAACCUCCACGGCCUCUUCGGCCGCAAGUCGGGCCAGGCUGAGGGCUUCUCGUACACUGCCGCCAACGUCAACAAGGGUGUCGUGUGGGAGGAGCAGACUCUCUUCGAGUACCUCGAGAACCCCAAGAAGUACAUCCCCGGCACCAAGAUGGCGUUUGCUGGCCUCAAGAAGGGCAAGGACCGCAACGACCUCAUCACCUACAUGAAGAAGGAGUGCUAA